CAAUGGAGUCUCCAACGACAAGAGGCCGAUCGGUCGCGGCGGCGACAGCGGUGAUGUUGAUAAAUUCCGA
Messenger RNA from Mesorhabditis spiculigera, 70 nucleotides. The record is from the annotation of a GenBank genome assembly. NCBI's taxonomy places the organism in Eukaryota, Metazoa, Nematoda, Chromadorea, Rhabditida, Rhabditidae.